AUAGAUAAAGUUGAAAUCGCUUCUUUUUUAAUUUUAAUUGAAAAAAAAAAAAGAAAAAAGAAUCAAAGGCAGCCCUAACUCACACGAACCAUAUCAUACAUCACAGAGCUCCGCCGCACCGGCUAACUGAUUCGCCGUUCCCGAAAGCGAAAUGGACGAGAACGAAUUAAGAAACGAAGUAGUAGUGAAAGAGAAGAAGAAGAAAGGGAAACACGAUAAACCAAAGCCAUGGGACGAUGAUCCGAACAUAGACCACUGGAAAGUCGAGAAAUUCGAUCCAUCAUGGAACGAAGGUGGAAUGCUUGAAGUAAGUUCAUUCUCAACUCUCUUUCCUCAGUAUCGCGAAAAGUAUCUUCAAGAAGCUUGGCCUCUCGUUAAAUCUUCGCUCAAAGAUUUCGGUAUCUCUGCUGAACUCAAUUUGGUUGAAGGUUCGAUGACAGUUUCAACAACUAGAAAGACGAAGGAUCCUUAUAUUAUUGUUAAAGCUAGGGAUCUUAUCAGGCUUCUUUCUAGGAGUGUUCCUGCUCCUCAGGCAAUAAAAAUACUUGACGAUGAAAUGCAAUGCGACAUCAUUAAAAUUAGUGGGAUGGUUCGCAAUAAGGAGCGAUUCGUAAAAAGAAGACAGCAUCUUGUGGGUCCCAAUUCUUCUACCUUGAAGGCUCUUGAAAUACUCUCAGGCUGCUACAUUCUCGUUCAGGGAAACACAGUUUCUGUGAUGGGUUCAUUCAAAGGUUUGAAGCAAGUCAGACGGAUUGUUGAGGAAUGCAUGUUGAAUAAAAUGCACCCUGUUUACAACAUCAAGGUUCUUAUGAUGAAGAAGGAACUUGAGAAAGAUCCAGCACUCGCCGAAGAGAACUGGGAUAGGUUUCUUCCAAAGUUCAACAAGAAAAAUGUUAAGAAAAAGAAGGCUAACUCUAAACAGAAGAAGCCUUAUACACCUUUCCCUCCUCCUCAACAGCCCAGUAAGGUCGAUAUACAAUUAGAAACUGGAGAAUACUUUAUGACUGAGAAAAAGAAAUCGGCAAAGAAAUGGCAAGAGAGGCAGGAAAAGCAGGCAGAAAAAACUGCUGAAAACAAAAGAAAACGAGAAGAGGCCUUUAUCCCACCCAAGGAACAUGCAAAGCCGGUGGAUAACUCUGACGAUGCUACUAAUAAUGUAUCUGAAAUGGCAAUGUCCUUAAAGAAAAAAGCCAAGAAGUUUGGGAAGCGCAAAUCGGAAGAAAAUAUAAAUGCUGAGACAUAUAUUAUGGGGUCAUCUGAACAACCAUCAAAAAAGAAAUCUAAGCAGCAUAGGUCUUAACAUAAUCUUCAUUCUAUAGAUGGAAGGUGUGCAUGUGACGUGAAUUCCAUCCAGAAAUUUUGAUCCAAUGACUGUAAUGUAGCAUGUAUACUUCUGGUUUUCAAACGACUUAUCCCUUUCAAAACUGUUGCCAGAUACCUAUAAUAGAUCCAAUGGAUUCUUGAGUUAUGGACGAGCUAUAUUUAAUUCAUUUGCUAAAUUUGGAGCAGUAUCAAUUGGGUUAGAUAAGAAGAAAUGAACAUUUUAA
Molecule: messenger RNA, 1547 nt
Organism: Cicer arietinum (chickpea)
Lineage: Eukaryota; Viridiplantae; Streptophyta; Magnoliopsida; Fabales; Fabaceae
Product: KRR1 small subunit processome component-like
Cellular component (GO): small-subunit processome; nucleolus
Molecular function (GO): RNA binding
Source: RefSeq, a predicted model, not a curated record